GCGCAACGAUUAGGAGGAGCGGAAUGCUGGAAAUACGUUUGUAAUAUAUGGCACCUCUGGGAGAACGAGAGUUUUGUCUGUUUGGAAACCGGCAGCCGGAAUAAGUAACUGGAUGUAAAAAAAAAAAAAAAACGAAGAAGAAGAAGAAGAAAAAGAAGAAAUAAAUAUUCUGGAUUUGCUUGUUUUGCUAAGGAAAGGGGGGGAAAUAUCGUGUACCUCUAAUGUUCCGAAAAGCCUGAGACUGGGAAGACAAAGAAACAGGAUCGGAGAAGUUUGCCUGCUUCACUGAAAUGUAGACUCAUCCUAAACAAGGAUGGUGUGGCGGUAGUUGUAUGGAGUUGGAACUGGGGGCAUUUUUCGAAAGGAUAAACGUGGGAAACGGUGUUAGAAAAACUUUCCUUUGUUCCCCACACCGCGGACGAAUAACGAAGCAGGGGUCGCACGCUUGGAUUGUUUUAAAAACGAUUUCCUUACGCACGCUCUGCGCACACUGAUUUCCAAACUCCAAGAGGCGCAUGUCAAGCACGUUGUGCGAUAGUGACUGCGGAGGCACGCGAGGGAGACUCCGAAAGUCCGGCGUGAUGUUUUUACUUUUCCUCCUCGCGAUCGUGCCGUCCGGUCACGGGUGCCCGGAGGAAUGCUUGUGCUCCUCACAAACUGUGAAAUGCCAAAACAAGGACUUGGACAGGAUCCCGCAUUUCAUACCAAACAACACCAAAAUUCUAUUUGUGUCAGGAAACAGCAUUUCCCGUAUUAGUGGGGACUCUUUCCCAACCCGCCUGGAGCUAUUAACAGAGCUCCAUCUCAGUGGGAAUGAGCUGGAGUAUGUGGAUACAAUGGCAUUUAACAACUUGCCAAACCUUGUGUGGCUGGACUUGAGCAACAACACACUCCAGCAUUUCAGUGAAAGCGCUUUCCCCAGUGACAAUAAACUGCAACACUUGAACCUCAGUAGGUCUUUGCACAAUCACUCCACCACAGAUGAGCUUUUAAAUUUCCUGCACAGCAGGAACCUCGUCCAGCUGACAGUCUUGGAUCUGUCCAACAAUGACCUUGUGAUUCUUCCCAGCGAUAUAUUCACUGGUCUUUCCAGCCUGGUCAGCCUCAGCCUGCAGAACAGCUCCAUCAUCAACAUCCACAACGGGACUCUCAGAGUGCCCCCAUUGCGUGACCUUGACCUGAGGAACAACAGCCUGAAAGAUCUGUCCAGCAUCAUGAUGGCAGAGUUCAGCCUUAAGCCCGACCUCCGCAUCCAGCUGGCAGGGAACCCCUGGCAUUGCAACUGCUUUAUCGAGGACACGCUGAUGUGGCUGAAGAACUCCACUCAGGUCGUCGACGUCCAGAACCUGACCUGCACGAACCCCAAGGACCUGAGACGCCAGCCACUUCUGCAGUUGGAGAAGUACGAGCUGAAGUGCUCGAUGGAGAUGAAGGGCGUGCUGGGGACUUCUUACGUGUUCCUGGGACUGGUGCUGGCCCUGAUCGGUGUCAUAUUCCUGCUGGUGCUCUACCUGAACAGAAAGGGCAUCAAACGGUGGAUGUACAACAUCCGGGAUGCUUGUAGGGACCACAUGGAGGGGUAUCAUUACAGGUAUGAGAUAAACUCUGACCCACGUUUGGCCAACCUGAGCAUCAAUUCAGAUGUGUGAAGAGCACAGUACAGCGUGGCACCAGCCUGGGACCGUGUAGUGAGAUAAUAAAUGACUUUAUACUAUUAAGAUUUGCAUGAAAGUCUUCCUCCCCCACACCCCAUGAUGAUACUCAGACUUCGCACCUGUCGCCGCUCCUUUUUACCCACCCCUUAGUGACUUCCCCAUCAGCCACUGCCGCAUGUCCCGUACCAGUCACCUGGCAGCUGCAAUGUCAGCAGCAUUGUCUCUGUGUAACAGUGCAUGGACAAUGAGUCAUGGCAAAGGGGUUUUCUGGACAGUUGCAAAGAGUGAUAUGUUCUAUUUUUACUUUCCCCUAAAGGAUAAACGAAUGAAGGGAACUGACUUGUAACUAAAAGAAUAGUUGGUGAAAACACACUGCCAGUCGUUGCAUCCUUCUCGUAAAGCCUCAGCUGCAGACAAAUGUUACACUGCUUGAGUUUGUUUUUUAAACGUGAACAUGUGUAAUACAGUAUGCCUUCUUUUGAAUGAUUAUAGUGCACACUGCAUUAGCUCUUCGGAUUUAUUAGGUGGAUGUGAUUGCUCUUUUUUUUUUCUCCUGUGAUGAUAUUGAGCUGAAUAAAAUGCCUCUGGAUUGCUGGUAUCUGUCUCGACUGAGGGCUUUUUAAUUGUAAGACUGAGGAAUGUGAUCCCAAAGCUGUGAUGAAGGAGUUCACGGGCACACACACACACACACUUACAUUCCUGAGGCAGGGCCACAACUCGGCUAAAAACCACAUGACAAACACUAAAUCUCACUCCAGCUGUCAGCGAGCUCAGCAAUGUGUGAAACGUUUGCACUUUUGCCACUUAUAGUAUCUCCAGGGUAACAGUGUACGGCUGUGUUCUCAU
This is a messenger RNA of Pundamilia nyererei, 2501 nucleotides long. RefSeq names its product trophoblast glycoprotein (gene tpbg). The record is from RefSeq and is a predicted model, not a curated record. Gene Ontology annotation, biological process: negative regulation of canonical Wnt signaling pathway. Gene Ontology annotation, molecular function: protein binding. Bases 516 to 1649 code for a protein of 377 amino acids. The transcript has a single exon. Gene Ontology annotation, cellular component: plasma membrane. Lineage: Eukaryota; Metazoa; Chordata; Actinopteri; Cichliformes; Cichlidae.